This is a messenger RNA of Ziziphus jujuba (common jujube), 981 nucleotides long. Its product is annotated as large ribosomal subunit protein uL6c. The coding region runs from base 151 to 831 and encodes 226 amino acids. Gene Ontology annotation, cellular component: ribosome. The record is from RefSeq and is a predicted model, not a curated record. NCBI's taxonomy places the organism in Eukaryota, Viridiplantae, Streptophyta, Magnoliopsida, Rosales, Rhamnaceae. The transcript is spliced from 3 exons. Gene Ontology annotation, biological process: translation. Gene Ontology annotation, molecular function: structural constituent of ribosome; rRNA binding.
UAAUUCAGUCAUUUCAGAAAUUGGUCGCUCGCUCUGGAUAACGAGUCCACUGGGGAUGGGAUGGCUCUUGUGCUCACUGUUAAUUUUUGACGUUCGUCACCAGAGGGUUCACAGUUCACAUAGUCAGCUGAUGCUCUCAAGCUCUUGACAAUGGCUUCCUCAACCACCUCCUCUUUCCAGAGCAGCAAUUUAUGGUCUGUAUUUUUGGGAAAGAUAAAUGGAUUCUCUGUCUCUAGUGUUCCUGUAACUCGUAUUGGGUUUUUGAAGAAGACCAUAGAGUGUAAGGAAUCAAGAAUUGGGAAGCAACCAAUUCCAGUGCCAGCCAAUGUGACAAUUGCAUUGGAAGGUCAGGAUUUGAAAGUAAAAGGUCCACUGGGGGAACUCUCAAGGACUUACCCACGAGAAGUGAAGGUUGAGAGGGAGGAGUCUGGGAUUCUAACUGUCAAAAAGGCUAUGGAGACUAGAAGGGCCAACCAGAUGCAUGGGCUGUUCAGAACACUUACGGACAAUAUGGUGGUUGGAGUUUCAAGAGGGUUUGAGAAGAAACUUCUAUUGGUCGGAGUUGGUUACCGUGCAGCAAUAGAGGGAAAAGUGUUGGUAUUAAGUCUUGGCUUCUCCCAUCCAGUUAGGAUGGAAAUCCCUGAUGGCAUACAAGUGAAGGUGGAAGAGAAUACCAGAAUCACUGUUAGUGGAUAUGACAAAUGUGCCAUUGGCCAGUUUGCUGCUUCUGUUAGGAAAUGGAGACCCCCAGAACCAUAUAAAGGUAAGGGUGUGAAAUACGCUGAUGAAGUGAUAAGAAGAAAGGAAGGCAAAGCAGGAAAGAAGAAGUGAUAGCUAUAAUUGUUUCAUCUUCGUGUCUCACAUUUUUGCUUGUCAAUAUGUAUCAGCAACAUGGAAUGUACUAACAUCACUAUGAAAGCUAUUCAUUUUGUUCCGGUUGUUUAACAUUCUAUUUUUUAUUAAGUUUCAAGUUAUUUAUUA